This is a messenger RNA of Fusarium coffeatum, 1998 nucleotides long. RefSeq lists its product as uncharacterized. NCBI's taxonomy places the organism in Eukaryota, Fungi, Ascomycota, Sordariomycetes, Hypocreales, Nectriaceae. The record is from RefSeq and is a predicted model, not a curated record. The coding region runs from base 1 to 1998 and encodes 665 amino acids. The transcript has 2 exons.
AUGCCUCUACAAAGCCGACUCAAAGUACCAGGGGUAGCAACAACUGCCAAAGCUCCAGAGCCUGUCGUCCGUGAGCGUGACGUCUCAGACUGGGAAGUCUUCACUGACGAAGAGUCUGAGAGCGAAGCAUCGCAAAACACUGUUGACUUCGUCGUCCCUCCUCCUCCUUACAAGGUUGACGACCCCAGGCCUGUCUUCAACAGGCCCACGUUGGGUAGACCGCUUACGGACAGGCCUAUAGUAGAGAGGCCUGUCCCAGAAAAGCGUCAAUCCUCAUGGCGGUCAUGGCUUAAGCGGGACACUGUUGUUGUCCCUGAGCAACCGGAGGAACCUCUACGAAGUGAGAAGAAGGUGAAGCGUCAUCGGCCUGACCCCGAGGCUGAGGAGCGAGAUGCGAGGAGAUCAGAACGUCGUCGUCGACACAAGGAGCAUGAAGAACGUGAUCGCGUUGAGAAGGAAGUCCGUGAGAAGGAACGUCGUACUCGUGAGAGAAGUCGAGAACGAGAGGGUAGUCCAAGUCGACACAGGCGGUCUAAGCGACGUGAGGGGGAUGAGAAGGAAGUGAGAAGCGACGAGAAGGAAUCUCGCCGGCUCUCACGGAAGCUCGGUGGUCGCAGCGAUGAUGAUUAUGAGAUGGCCAGAGAAAGGCGUCGCGCUGAGAGAGAUCGUCCUCCAAUGGAGAAGCGACACUCAACAUCUUACUCAAUCAGGCAUCGUACUCAUGAUGUCGGUGAGAAGGAAAGGCGACCAUCCCGCGUCGAACCUGAGAGAAGACAUUCGCAUCACAUGAGCAGUCGCGAGCCUUCACGAACUUCGCGAAAGGAGGUUCCCCGAUCACCUGAGGAGGACAUGGAGCGAGAGGCUCGACGCGCCGAGCGUGAGCGACGACGACUUCACAGCGAACGCAAGCCCUCAACCCCAAUGAACAUGAAGGGCAGCGAUUCGGACCAUCCCGAGAAACUUCGCUCUCACACAAGAAGUGCCGACCCCAAUGAGAGACGUGAGGAACGACGUCGGGAGAGACGCAGUAGCCAAACGCUCAACCCGAUGGAGAAUGAGAGUCGCCGUCAUCGACACCGGGACGAUCCCACAAAGGUUUCAUCAAGGAGGACAAGCUCUGACCCCGAGAAAGAGAGACUGAAGAUGGAGGAGAAGCAACGUGAGAAACACGAGGAGCGUGGCAGAGAAAGAGAACGCGAGAAGGAGAAUGAGCGCGAGAGACAGCGCUUGGAGAUCAAGAGGCAGGCCGAGGAGAAGCUUCGAAUGGAGGAAAUGGAGAAGCAGCGCGAGAAGGAGAGGCUGGAAGAGGUUAAGAAGGCCGAUGCCGCUAAGCGUGCUGAGGAUAAGGCUCUUGAGCGUGAGCGACGAAAGGCCGAAGAGAAGAAGAGGGCGGAAGAGAAGAAGGCCGAGGAGAAGAAGCGUCUCGAAGAGAAGAAGAAGCUCAUCGAGGAGAAGCGACGACAAGAGGAGAAGAGAAAGCGCGCCGAGAGCAAGCGCAAGGCCGAGGAGCGGGAGCGCGAAAGACUCGAGGAGGAGAAUAGACUUGAGGAAGAGCGUCGUCUCGAAGAGGAGCGCAAGAUUGAGGAGCGAAAGCGCGCCGAGGCUCUGCGCAGAGCUGAGGAGAAGCAGAAGGCUGACCAAAUGGCCAAGGAGCGCAAGAUCGCUGACGCUAGACGACGCGCCGAAGAGAAGGCUGCCGAGCGAGAGAAGCGCGCUGCUGAGCGCAAGGAGAAGGAAGCUCGUCGCGUCCACCGCAAGCAGGUCAAGGAAGACCAGAAGCGACAGGAAGCUCUCAUCGAAGAGCAAGCAGCCAAGCCUGCUAUCAUCCCCAACAAGUGGCCCGCUCCCGGCGCCCGUCUCGGUCCUGGCCUAGGACCCAUGCGAUUCUCGGCUGCUCCCGCAGCAGCAGCAGCACCACCAGCCAGGAAGCCUGCGCCUCCCGCUGAUGACAGUGACAGUUCAGACAGCGAUAGCGACAGCGACAGCGGCGUUGACUAA